UAAUAGAUUUUGUCCUAAUAGCUAACUAUGUUACCGUUUUCCGUUACUCUCCCAAAUCCCAAUAUAUAUCAAAAACCCUAAUUUCUCAAUUUCACCCCCAAAUUGAACCCUAAUUCAUUCUCUCACAACAACAAUGAACAACCCAACUGAUCUCAGCUCACCCAAUCGCAAACCAGAAGCUGAACAACAACAACAAGGAUCAUGCACUCCGGAAAACACCUUCAAGAAGAGAAAAUCCCCUUCAAAAUCCACUCCUCGGAAAAAAACCUCCAGGAAUAAUACGCCGAAGAAAAACGGGUCGGUUAAUGGAGUUAAGGGGACUGGUUCGCCUGAUGUGGCUCGGAAAAUUGAUUUGCGGUUGGAGGCGAAAUUGUCAGCUGAGGAAAAUUCGAGGAUGUUUGCGGGAAGACAAAUACAUCCGUUCUUUUCAUUGUGUAAGGCGGAGAAGAAAUUUAAGGAUUCGGGUGAUUCUGAAAGCAGUUUGUCUGCUGCUAAGCGGGAGAGUGGAAGAACUAACUGUGGUCCUAUUCAUGUAUUUGAAGAUAUUACGGAUGAUACUUCAUCUCUUGACUGGAGUGACUGGAAAUUUUUGGGAAAUACCACUAUUGUAGAUUGUAGCCCAGAAAGUUCAAAAUUUUCUGUUAUGGAGGAUUCUGUUGAACCCUUAAAUUUUGAUAACUUUCAUAGUGGUGUAAAAUCCUCAAGCACAUCCAUUUCUCAGAAUGCCUUGUCUUAUUCAGACGAUAAACUACCUACACAGUCAGAACACAUGAUGGAAAUGUUACCAGAAAACUCAGCUGUAGAUAAUGAGCCAGCAAAGCCGGAAGAUGCUAUAGUGGACUUGGAGAUGGAUGAAGCCAGUACUAUAUCAGGGCAAGCAUGCAAUACCGGAAAAUCAGAUGCUGAGCCACCGAGUAGAAUGAGUUCUUUCUGUCAAAGUUGUGAAGAUAAGGCUGAGAGCAGCUUAUGGAUACACAAGUACAAACCAACAAAAGCCUCGGAGGUAUGCGGUAAUGAUGAAUCCCUCAAUUUCUUACGUGACUGGUUACAUCAUUGGCAUGAAAGGCGGUAUCAAAACAGAAAGGAUUCCUCUAACAAGGAUCAAACUGACAUACCAGACGGUGAUGGUGAUUAUAACUGUGCUGGUUGUGACUAUGCUUCAAAAGAUGUUAGCGAGGAGGGUUCCCUGAAGAAUGUUCUUUUAAUUACAGGACCAGUUGGGAGUGGCAAGUCUGCAGCUGUCUAUGCUUGUGCCCAAGAGCAAGGGUUUGAGGUUUUAGAGCUCAAUACAUCGGAUUGUCGAAAUGCGACUGCUGUCAAGCAGUAUUUUGGAGAUGCUCUUGGAUCACAAUGUGUCAAAAGUUUAGUGGAACACACUGUGGGUUCACAGAAGAAAACUUUGAAAUUGCUCCAAGCUCCAGCUUCGCCUAAUGUUAAAGAAGCCAAAGAGAUGGAUCAUGAUGUGAUUGAAAUGAUAACCCUAUCCGAUGAUGGAGCUCAUGGUCCUGGUGGAACGUCUCAGAAGUUGCACGCCAUUGAUAAUACACUUACAUCUGAUGCUGUUCAAACUUUAAUUUUAGUUGAGGAUGUGGACAUCCUUUUUCCUGAAGAUCGUGGAUGUAUUGCUGCCAUACAACACAUUGCCGAAACAGCAAAAGGACCAAUUAUAUUGACCAGCAACAGUAAAAAGGCUGGUCUGCCAAAUAACUUUUGUAGACUACAUGUUUCUUUCUCAUUGCCAUUGCCAGAUGAGUUGCUUCGUCACUUGUUCACGGUUUGUGCCACAGAAGAAGUCGACGCCAAUCCUCUUUUAAUGGAGAAGUUUAUCCAGUCUUGUGACAGAGAUAUUCGUAAAACCAUUCUGCAUCUUCAGUUCUGGUUCCAGAAUAAAAAAUAUAGUAAAGACAAGAAAGUGCAGACAUUAUAUGGCUCACUUCCUUUUGAUCUUGAGGCUGGUCAUAAGAUACUACCGAAGAUGAUACCCUGGAGUUUUCCCUCAGAGUUAUCCAAACUAAUUGAGAAUGAAGUUACCAAGUCAAUAGCUACAAUGGAAAACAACUCAAGCUGGGAAGGGUUAGUUAAGGAAGAGCUUUGCAUCAAUGAGAAGGAAAACAACUCGGAGGUUCCAUGUAUGGGGACUGAUUAUUUAGAGUUCAUGAAGACGAUUAGAUCUAUUCCAGACCGUGGUGAGUUUGAAAGUCAAUAUAGUGCUAUCUCUGAGUUAUAUAGUUGUUCUGGACCCUCAGUAACAUCCUCUUGGCAAAAGGACCAAAGUAAAUUUGUAGUGAUGUCCACUGAUGCUAUGGAUAAGGAUUCAAAUAAUAGACAUUCUGUAGAUGUUCAUGACGAAGCUUACAAGAGACAGUUCCUUGAAGGCAAUGCUGAUUCUUCUUUUAACUUUCUAUUGAAUCAAAGCUAUGCCAGUACGUCUUUUGGUGAGCUACUGCAUUCUGGUUUGGAAGAUUCAGAGGUGGAACAGUAUAAAUAUUUAGAAACAAAUAAUGAUACAUGCUUAAACAACACAUAUAAAUCACUUGAUAUGUCCUGGUUUCCAGAAUCAAGAUUUGUUUCCGAGACUGCAAUUCAAAACAGAACAGAAACAUUGUCUACAGUUGUGUCUUCUGGUGGCCAUCUUUCUUGUCCGGUAGAUGUUUCUCUGAGUAAUGAGCUGAGACCAUUCUCUUUCAGCGUUUGUCAGCGCUUGGCCAAAGUGCCUCAAGGUCCCGAUUUGUUGGUGACUACUGAAAUUCCCAAAUCUUCUCCAAGAGCAAUAGCACCAGAUUUUUGUGAUGACAGCAUGGAAAUCGCAACUGUGUAUAACCCGAUGGAUGAGUGCAGUCACUCUGAUUUUAAGUUGGAGUCAAAAUUUGUUGAUUCUAGUCCAUCUAUGGAGAUCGAUACAGUGCAAAAUGUGUGGAGGAAACUUCGAACAGAUUUGAAACAGCAUGCCAAAUCAGAACAGAUAGGUGCUAUCGAAGUUGUUAAGCUUGCUAGUGGGCUAAGCAAUCUAAUUUCAGAAGCUGACUUGUUGUUUCGUAAUCACCAACAAAAACAAUGUGGUAUUAUGGAACCUCCAACUUCCCUGUCUGAUGAAGACACGUUUAGUUGGUAUGAUGAGCAAAUGAUGAUGUCAACUGUUGCUGCACAUGGUUUUUGCUUUUAUGCCAAGCAUAUAGCAGAAGCGGGACCGAAAUUGGGUUUUGAGGACAGGGUAGACAUAACUUCAGAGAUGUUGGCUUCUACUGCAAAUAUUAUGGCUUUGGGGAAGUUAUCUAGACAGGAUCACACCAAAACCACGAGUAGCUAUACCAAAGAGCUUUUAGAGGUGAACGACCAGAGAAAUGAUAAGAGCAGCCUGCGAUGCAACGAAAGCAGAACAUCUCUGUUCAACGUGAUCCGAUCGAUUGUUCCUGCAAGAUCAUCAACAACAGCAAUUCAAGGCAUUGCAUUCAGUGAACUUCUUUCGUCACUGCGCCAAAUUUCAAUUUCAGAGGAUUUCCGUAUUUCACAAGGUGUUAAAAAGAUGAGGAAAGGAAGGCGGAAUGCUGAACAUUAUUUGAGCAGAGGUAAAAUGGUGUUGUCUCCUGAAGAUAUAUCAUUGUUGUGUGAAGGUGAUUUGUACAGAAAGAUAUCUUCACAGUAUGCUUCUAACAUGGAAAUCAACUGUACAUGAUUAAACAUUGUAGCUUAGUUUUCAUUUGAUAAUAGGGCCAUUCAUUCUUUAACAUAUUUUAGUUAUUUAGUUACAUACACGAGAAGCUUUGACUUUGUUGAUGAUUGGCAUAGGACUAGGCUCAUAUAGUUUAUUUUCCCUGUGAUUAUUAUGAUCAUCAUGGGUCGGGAUUGUAAAUUAAAUAGAGCAGCAAUAGGAUUCAAAUAAGAUAGAAUUUGAAUAAGAAGUAGAAAUGGUAAAAAAGAUUCAUUAUUUUGUAAACUAUCAUUCUCUGAAAUAAUCUACCUUCCUUGUGUUUGUGCAUCAAAA
This is a messenger RNA of Medicago truncatula (barrel medic), 3982 nucleotides long. RefSeq lists its product as uncharacterized. Bases 134 to 3673 code for a protein of 1179 amino acids. Gene Ontology annotation, biological process: mitotic DNA replication checkpoint signaling; DNA repair; DNA damage checkpoint signaling. Lineage: Eukaryota; Viridiplantae; Streptophyta; Magnoliopsida; Fabales; Fabaceae. Gene Ontology annotation, molecular function: chromatin binding; ATP binding; ATP hydrolysis activity. The transcript has 16 exons. The record is from RefSeq and is a predicted model, not a curated record.